ACAGGGGUGCAGAGGGACGUCGUGUUGCACAUCCAUCCCGAAAGGAUAAUGGCUCUUCCAGACUGGGAAGACGCGUACAACCACUGAUCCAUGGACGAGUUCCUCGUUGAUACCAUCGCGUCGGCUAUGAUCGACUGCUACGAAUGUAAAGACAUGAGAUACACAAAGCCCACUUUCGUUCUCGCUCCGAUCGUCGCGCCUCUAGAGAACGGCGAGCCUGUUGUGCGCGUGCUGCCUGCUGACUUCGACAACUCACAGCCGGAGAAAUACUGGUAUUAUCCUGUGUGUGGACAGCAUAACGCGAGGGUGGCGAUGAAGGUGAAAGACCAACCCGUGUUUGAGUACUACAACUUCUGUAAAUGGCCGUUCAGACCGAUCUACUUCCCAGACGACGAGUUCGACGGGUACGCCCAUGUCAGCUGCGAAGACAACAUGAAAGACAAGAAGAAUCCACCGUGCUUGCCGGUUUUGUCUAUGCGGGACAUUCGCAAUAUCUGGGAAAUUAAGGGCAAACCACGUAUGGUGCUCGGCAAUGCGUCGAAGAAAAAGGACAAGGUGCGAAAGUGGGUGCAGUUCAUGGCGUUGGCUAUGAAGAAGACACCGUACACGCCUUUGUGGAACCUGUCAACGGAAGAAAAGAAAAGAAAGGAAUGGGCUGAGAAACUUCGAUACUACCUCCCGCUGACCAUGGCAGAUGACUCCGUCUUUGCUUUGGGGGAGAAGUUGUAUGAGGAGUGGUCGAAAGGGAAACUCCUUGCUUCCGACUGCCAGCGUUGGACUGAAAAGCCACCCACCCAUGAGGAGGUGGCCAAGCCAGGACUCUCCACUGUGACUGACAGCCAGGGGCUGAAGAAACACGUCUGGUACGUGAAGGUGGACGACCCGUCAAUGAAAAAGGGAACGGGGAAGCCAAAGAAAGGCGCGGAGGAGAAAACUUUCUACGUCCAAGUUCCUGAGCCGGAUGUCCACUCCUGGAAGGAAUUGGUGGACUUGACAGACCGCGAGAAGAAAAGGCUGUUGAACGGCGUCUUGAACCUUAACGUCGUGUGGGUUCAAACGAGUAGCAAGAAGUUGGCGGAGCAGGGGAAGUUCAUUGUCAAGGAGAUGAUCGACAUAAUAAAAAUGGACCGGAUUAUGCUGAGGCUGUGGCACUACGUGGAGUUCGAGUACGAGGAAAUGGAUAAGCGGGAGUGGAAUGCCAACUCCACGUUCUUCAGGUCCAAGAAGCAACUGUUGGAAGAGUUCAAGGACAAAGGUCUCGACGACAAGCUUUGGAACGAGAGCAGGAAAUUUUUCACGGACACCACGUACAUCAACAAGUGCCCUCAUUUUCUCGGGUGUCAGCACGACAACAAUAUCAAGAGAACGGCGGCCCUCGUCAAUGACCAGCAUUUCCCGGCGGAGUGGAAGCGUGUCGUCCUUUCGGUGAUCACUGGAGAUCGCGCCAAAGGCAAAAAAAAAACUCAGGGCGUUGAUGAAUGCAUCAACAUUAUGUGGACGAGGACAAGCGCCUUGACGACGCUGGCCCAAUUUAACAUCGACCCAUUGAGUGCCAUAGAUCAUAAGGAGGCGCUAGGAAAACUAGGGCAUCAGCUACACUCCCACACUUGCGUGCUCGACUUGUGUGGAACUGUGGACCGUGCGCAAUGGGACCCUGGGGCAUUCGCGUCUCUGAGUAAGUUGUUGGGCUUCGUUUGUCAGGACUACUGGACAUUGGUGGUAUUCGUUCCCUGCCCGUGGAACCUCUCCUUCAUGACAUCUUUGUCUGCGUUUGGGGCUACCCGAUGCUACACGGGGAAGUGGGUUCGGAAGACGGCAUCGAAGAAGACGCAUCAGUUCGGAAACAGCGUCUGGGAGGAGUCGGAUGUGAUGCACAUCCUUUUCGAGGAUCCUCGGCUACUGACUCACCCGGUGUAUGAGGGAUCUGUUGCUGAAGACGACGACGCCGCUCUCCGGAGGAAACAGAAAGUGACACCCACGGAUGUGGAGGAGAAGUCUUUCAAGUCCUUGACUUUUGCGGACAUCGGAAACCUCACCCAGAAGGGGGCUCUGUACAAGGACGGCGAGCGGAAUCCGAAUCAGUUAUGCAAUCAGCUUCUUUUCUUCUGUGGUGUGGCGGAUGCCGUGCUGUUCUUGGGCAAGCCGCACGCGCAGGUGGUAUGGAGUCUGCUUCAGCAGAGAAGGCAAGUCUUGGCCAUGGAUGGGGACACAACGCAGCUCGAAUACACCGUGCAAUAUAUCACCCAUGAAGUGUUGUCCGAGGCUUACCCAUGCGAUUUUCACCAUGUCGUGGUCGAGCCCGUUUAUGACCCGAACAAGGACAUGUUCUUCAAGUUGACUCCGAAGAAAAGACGCCAGGUCUACUCCUUCCUUUACGACAAACAACCAAAUUUGACCCGCAACCAUUUCCAGCCAGUCCUUCUCGACGGCGACUGGGCAGUGGCUGUGAGGGACGUAAGUGGAGGGUGGAUAUAUGACGAUCGUUGGGACCUCGAUACAUUCAAAUCUCGCGCCUACGAUGCUGUAUUGGAGAGAUUAAGUAAGGUCAAUCGACGAAGUAAGGACGACCCUGCUCUGCGCGCAUACGGGGAAACGUUGUUCGAUUUAUUGCAGUCAAAUAAUUGGCUGGAAGUAUCCUCCGCGUUCUACGCCCUUGCGUCAAGCCCGUCAAAUAACCAAGUGAGUUGGGAGUUGCCUGCGGUCACCCCGCCGGCAGGAGUUGUGAAGCGCAAGUCUCGCGGAAAGGACGACGAAGGGGAUGGUGAAGGCGGCUGGCAACGAGGUACCGGAGGUGGAAGUGAACAGCAUUCAACGAAACAGCGGUCUCUGGGGCACGCAGGCGGCGGAGAGGGGAAAAAGGGCAGCCGGGAGAAGAAAAAGCCUCGUAGCGGAGAGAAGACAAAGCAUCACACAGGAGACGGGCAGGGGUCCGAUGUCGACCGCGACGAGGACGGUGGGGUUCUGGCGGUGACAGGCAGCACCUCAAUGCAGACGGGGAACGAUUUCAGGCCUGGGUGGAUUACGCGGCCUGGUGAGCAGGACCCUGUGAUUAGCUCCACCAGCGCAACACAGUAUACCGAUGCUGUUGGCAGGGCAGUUGUAGCAAAGAAUGGAACUUGCUUCGCUCAGCUCCAAAAACGGUUGGCGGAUUAUUUCGGAUCUAUCCGAACCUCGGAGACGACAUUGUCGUUUGGAACUCAGUGCCUUCCGGGAAGCGAGACGACAACAUACCAGGGAUCCGGCAGCGACAAGUUCCAACCAUGUUCGGUUUCGCCUCAAAAGGAAGUUCGGAUUCAUCCGAACCGGGAAGCCAGUACCGUUGAGAGAGCACAGCGGUCUGCAGAACUCGAACGGGUGGUCCGGGUCUCCGAAAACCCUGGCGGCGAAAUUCGGAUUCAUCCGAACCAGGAGGACGUGUCCGCCAUGACAGACGACCGAUGUCAGGACGCCGUAAUGAUGUGCACGGAAGUCCACAAGGAGCUGCAGGCAGACUGUCCAACUGAGGGUGAGUUAUCGACCAGUUUCAAUGUCGAGCCCCACACACUCGGAGCCGAAUGCCUAGUGACAGUACGCGCUGAGUUAGCAGUCUUAAGCGACUCUCCGAUGAAAGCGGACACGUCGUCGUCAUUGGAAACUGCGGGGGCUCGGAUGAAUCCGAACCAGGGCCCUGUGAGCAUGUCCCUCCCUGAUGCAGGUUUGCAGACGACCGUAAUUCGGAUUCAUCUGAGACAUACAGACGAAGGACUUGACGGUUGUCGACUUCUGACAACUUUGGACAAGGACAAUUCCGCCGACGACCGGAUUGAUCCGACACUCGGCGACGUGGGGAUGGAGCAACCAAUUCAGCCGGCAUACGACGACCUCUUGUACUCCGGCCUUCACGACGAGGCGAUAGGAGAGGACGUUCUGAAGAAGUCCUCUGACGCUGUUGGAGAUAGAUUUCUCUAUUUGAGUGACGACGAUAAAGACACAGCGUACGAGGACAAGAAGUUAAGGGGGGGAGAGGUGUUGUUGGACAUCCAUGGGACCUUGAGGACAACACAAUACGACACAGUGGCGAUGGAGGAAACCCAACCUGUCAAUGUUGUGGACGUCGACGCUCUUUGUCCGGAGACGGACAGACUAAAAUUGCGCGUCGCUGACGUGGAGGAUUUUCGCCAUCGGGAUGGGGAUGAAUUCAUGCCGUCUCCGGUCAUCGACGCCGACAUCUCGAACCUGUCAAGUUUCCCUGUGAGUUUGGAGCACGUCGUCGCCGCGUCGACGCGCACGGGGGCGCCAAUCGUGCUGGGACUGCCAUCGGUGGGCUCUGGUGACGUGGAAGCUAAGCCUGGUAAGCACUGUCUUCCUCUGCUUGCUUCCCGCUCGUCAGCCCGUUCGUGACGUGUUGUUUGCUUCGUCGAUUUCAGGGAGGUGUGUAGGCGGCCGCCAACUGGAUUGUGACAAUGUGCUUCGUGAGGUGCUGUUUGUUU
Molecule: messenger RNA, 4469 nt
Organism: Chara braunii
Lineage: Eukaryota; Viridiplantae; Streptophyta; Charophyceae; Charales; Characeae
Source: the annotation of a GenBank genome assembly